This is a messenger RNA of Homalodisca vitripennis (glassy-winged sharpshooter), 3580 nucleotides long. Its product is annotated as hepatocyte nuclear factor 4-gamma-like. The transcript is spliced from 11 exons. The record is from RefSeq and is a predicted model, not a curated record. The coding region runs from base 148 to 1659 and encodes 503 amino acids. Gene Ontology annotation, molecular function: nuclear receptor activity; zinc ion binding; RNA polymerase II cis-regulatory region sequence-specific DNA binding. Lineage: Eukaryota; Metazoa; Arthropoda; Insecta; Hemiptera; Cicadellidae. Gene Ontology annotation, biological process: anatomical structure development; regulation of transcription by RNA polymerase II; cell differentiation.
UGUACAGUGUACAGUGUGAGUGUGAGAUAAGGCGGUGCGCGCGCAGCGUCUAGAGUCCGAGGUGGACGAGAGAGUGCCGGGCUCUGGCCAGAGGCACGACGGACGCUAGGGUUGGAUCGCUGGACCUUGGACUGGACGAGGAACGGGAUGGACCAGGACGAAGUGGACAUGAUGAACGCGGCAGCAGCCGCAGCUACAGCCACGGCCUCCGUCAUCGUGGAGAAUGCCCAGGUGGUUGUCAGUGGCGCGCUCACAGGAGAGGCAGAUCUACAGAUGUGCCACACGGGGGUUGGUGGAAUGCUGGCUCUCAAUCAGUACUGUGCCAUCUGCGGCGACCGAGCCACAGGGAAGCACUAUGGUGCCGCCAGUUGUGAUGGCUGCAAGGGCUUCUUCCGCAGGUCUGUCCGCAAGAACCACGUCUACACUUGCAGAUUCAGCCGCAAUUGCGUUGUGGAUAAAGAUAAACGAAACCAGUGUCGUUACUGUCGACUGAGAAAAUGUUUCAAGGCUGGCAUGAAAAAAGAAGCUGUCCAGAAUGAAAGAGAUAGAAUCAGUUGUCGUCGACCCAGCUACGAGGAGACCGUUUCAAGCAAUGGUUUCUCCGUCUCAACGCUAUUGAACGCAGAAAUGUUGUCUCGUCAAGUUGGUGCAGCAAUGGAGAUGCAGAAUGAUUAUGAUCUGAGCAAUAAGUCAAUAGCCAACAUAAGUGAUGUUUGUGAUUCGAUGAAGCAACAGCUGCUUUACCUCGUCGAAUGGGCCAAAUCCAUUCCUGCUUUCACAAGACUGAAUUUAGAUGAUCAGGUUGCGCUGCUGCGUGCCCAUGCUGGUGAACAUUUAUUGUUGGGCCUUGCUCGUCGUUCUUUGCAUCUGAAGGACGUUCUUCUUCUCGGGAACAACUGUGUCAUAACUCGGUAUUGCGCAGAAGCUGGAAUAGCUCCCGACUUGGACAUCACUAGAGUGGGUACCAGAGUGAUGGAUGAGCUCGUCCGUCCAUUCAUGGAAGUACAGAUUGAUGACACGGAGUUCGCUUGCUUGAAAGCUAUUGUAUUCUUCGAUCCGAAUGCAAAAGGACUAAGCGACCCAAGCCUCAUCAAGGGUUUCCGCUAUCAGAUUCAGAUCAACUUGGAGGAUUACAUUAGUGACCGACAGUAUGAUACUCGUGGCCGCUUCGGAGAGUUGCUACUGACAUUGCCAGCGCUGCAGUCUAUUUCCUGGCAGAUGAUUGAACAGAUCCAGUUCGCCAAGUUGUUCGGCGUCGCUCGCAUCGAUAGUCUGCUGCAAGAGAUGCUGCUCGGAGGAGUGGACAAGACCAUCUCCGUGUCAGCCAUGCUUGUUGGAGCCACUGCAGAGAGCAACGGUCAGCAGACCAAUGCACCAGUGACUGCUGCCAGUAGUGUCGGAAGCUACCAGAGCUCUGGAGGUUCACCGGAGAGUCACUCGGCACUGUCUCCCGUCCAUAGCCCCAACCAGCACAACGGAAUGUCUGACCCUCUGGGAAGUCCCUCUCAGCACGAACUCGAAAGCCCUAUCUCCUCUUCUGUCAUGCUGCGUGAACUCUCUGAGCCCGACUACCACAUGGCCUUCAAGCAGGUUUUCCCAAACUCGUCCCAAAGCUCUCCCAACUUCUUCAUAAGCAAUGGACCCUUUGCACAAUUUUAAUUAAUACUUACUAAUUGGGCACUACCUGCUUUCAGCAUUAUAUUUAUUUUAACAUCGCUAUUUAACAAAAAUACAUGCUAAAGAUCAAGGACAUAGUGAGAGAAUUAUGUACAAAAUUUAGUAAAACAAUAGCUUUUAUAUUGAACAUACUUAGACUUUUGCUGUAAGAUCAAUUAUAAAAUAUAAUAAUAUGCAAAUAUAUUAGGAGAUAAGCUUUGUCCAUAUAGUCAACAAUAUGGUUAAUGAGUGUUAAGCCAGAAUUUUUGUGCCUUGUGAGAGACAAGAAGAAAACACAACUGAAAUAGUUCUUAGAUCAUUUAAAUACAUUAGAAACCAACAAGUGUCAUUUUGACUUUCAAAGUGGUGAAUAACUUAAACCUAUUUUAGAGAUCGUAACUUUUUUGACUAUAUAUAUAAACGAUUUCAGACAUAAUAAACACUACUGUAUGAAAUGGCAGUCGAUUUAAGUAUAUUUAAAUUUUAAUAAUUUGAAAUAAUAUUCUGUAAAAUGACUGUCAUUUUAGACACUUGGUGAAAACAAUGUCUUUGCAUUAUACUACAUUAAUUUUGUUUUACCAGUAAAUUCAGAAGUUUUUCAGUUUUUGUCUCUCCCAGUUUACAAAUAAAUUGGUUAAUCACUCAGAAAUGAUACCGGUACAGUACAAAAGGUUGUCCUGAGACAUCAGUAUUAUUAGUAAUUAAUUAGAAUAGAUUAAUUGUUUAGUUUAACCCCUUGAGAAAAAGCUCAAAAAAUGUUCUAUAUAUUCUUAUAACCUAAUACCGUAGAUUGAACAAAUAACUGUGGAAAGCUAAACAACAAACAUAAUUUGAUCCUUAGAACAGAAAGGGAAUUUUCUAAAUAGACACCACUCUAUGUCUCUAUGACAGCUUUAAAUACAUCAAGGGGUUAAAUUAAAUCCAAGGGUCCUUGCGGGAUAAAUGAUGUUGAUGCUGCUUGACAGGAGCCCAGUCUGGAUGGGGAUCCCACCUACUGAACUGGGACUGAUCAAGACUGAUUCCCAUCACUCUCUUCACUUUGUAUAUAAGGGUUUAGUUAUGUAAGUUUGAGGUUGAUUUUCAUUUUUUACCAAGAAAACUAUUAUUUAUUUUGUUUUGUUAAAAGAAGUACCAAAGUUUUUUAUUUUGUUACCACAAAUAGCUUUGUAUGCCUAUCUCCGAAGAAAAUGCCAAAGAUUAUAUGAAUGUUUUAUGUACAUUCAACAUCUCACACUAAAAAGUUUCCAGUGAAAUUGAAUAGCAUUUAUAAUUUUCUACAGGACUCAUUUUGUAAAUUUUAUCAAAAAUUAGUAAUAUAUAAAAAAACUGUUUUUAAAAGGAAUUACAUUAAAAUUAUCGCUGGAAAUUAUAUUUUAAAAAUGUUUCGGUUUCAAAAAAUGAAUAAACAAUUUCUUUACAAAAAUUAUGUAUUUUACCCUACAGAUUAUGUUCCAACACUAAAUAAGUUUUAACAGUAAUUAAUUGAGUUUAACUGUUUUAAAUGUCAGCCACUUAUAAUCUCCUUUAGCAAACAGUUUUAUUAUAUUUUUUAAGAGUAUUAAGAUUAAUGGUGAUUACAUUUUUUGCAGUUAAACUUUACUUUUAAAAAGAAUUUGAAACUGUUAUUUGUAUACACUACAAGACCAGUUUGAUUCUUAAAAAUACUGUAAAACUAAUAAAUUAAUCAAAACAAUUAAAAAUUCUACAUACAUAUUAAAUAUAUUUCAUUGUCCACAGACAUUUAGGAGAUAAGGCAUAACUUUUUAUAAAUUAUAAGUUUACUUUAUUUUGAUAAUUUGAUUUAAGAUUUGUUUUGUAGCUUUUUUGUUUUUUAGUGAAAAUACAUUAUUUUAGGUUGUGAUUUUGAGUCAUAGUUAUUAUUUUGUUUUGUUUUUUGGUUGUAAAUAAGAUUGUAGAAAUCAAU